ACAAGUCAACGAAUGAAUAUUAUUUCCUUUUCUGCCUAUCCUCUUUUACUUCUGUGCACUCUACCACAAACAGUUACAACUUUCUUCUUCUUCUCAGUCACUGUAUGUAGUGAGAGCCUUGAACUUCAAAUCCAUCCAAGCUUUUGAAUUUGCUCUGAAGAAACGGCAACAACCCAGGUCUGCAUAUUUACUGGGCAUGACGAGCCCUGCCUUUUGUUGACCGGACGGAAGAGUUGUGGAUUGAGUCGGAUCGACACAGAUUGAACAAAAUCAAAUGGAAUUGGAUCGGAGUUGAUAGCGGAGGACACGUGCAACAUGGAGAACCCAGCGGAGAAGCGGAUUCUAAAGGAGUUUGAUGAGAUUGAAUCCAAUCCCUCCAAGGAUUUCAAGUUCUGCAAGCUCGAUUGGAACUCAUAUGAAUGGCAAGGUGCACUCAGAGGCCCUUCUGGAACUGAAUUCGAGGGUGGGAUUUAUCAUGUGCGGCUCCUGUUUCCGAAGGAAACCCCAUGGGAGGAACCUUCAUUCAUCUUUUUGACGAAAAAUGGUUCCUUCAAUAUCGAAACCGAGGUAAGAUUAAACUGGAAGCCAUCAUGGAGGAUGCGAGAUGCUUUUAUUGAACUUAUUGAAUUAAUGCGCAAAUGCCCACAUGUUAAAUCGGAUUCAGUAAAACACAAGAACAAGAAAAAAAGGCGUCGUCUGGCCCAGAAAUCUAGGGGAGGAGCCCCAAUAUUUGGCACUUAUGAACGUCAGAAGUUAAUGGAUGUGAAUCAUCAAUAUCUGCAAAGGGAGACGAGAAACACUUCCCUGACACAGAGAUGUGAGGCUUAUCACAUUCAUAUACUACAUUGAGAGAGGCGAAGCUCACCAAUACAAAAUCUAAUAUAAAUGUAAUAUGUCUAGCAUUUUCCAUCUUUCUUUAGUCUAUCUUCCAAAGCUGGUAAAGUGUUUUUCCAAUUUCAAUAGUUGGUGAAUUAUCUAGAUAAAUGAGCGAGAGAGCCACGAAAACGAAACCAAGCCGAACAAUGAAUACCCAUCAAAAUGAACAAAACAGAAAAAAGACAACUGCGAUUUUGGGGAAGGGGCUACAUGGGUUUGAAGGAGAAGAUAUAUAUAUGUUUUUAUUUUUAAAGCUUAGGGUGCUUUUUAGGGGUGAAAAAGGCUUGGAAUUUUACAAUCCAAGUUUGUCUUCCUUAACAAUUUGUUAGAUUUGUGAGAGAGUAGUUGAAGGAGGAGGGUGGCAGAGGUGUUACUGAGGAGAGAGAGAGAGAGUUGGGAUAAUGAGCUGGAUUGUUGACCUGACAUCGCCUUGUCAGGGAAGUUUUUCUCCCAGCUGACUGAGGCAGCCAAUAGAAAGCAGCAGGGCGCAGGCGGCUAUGUCGCCAACGUUGUUGGAAUGCAUUUAAUGCUACCAAUUCCGACGGGGUAGGAAUUUUGGGUUCUAUGAAUGAGUACCUCUACAAAUCCCCCAAGAAAGCAAAACUUUUUAGCAUAUUUACUCUGCAUGACUAGCCCUACCUUUAAACAGACACCAGCUUUCCUCAUCUCUUCGCUUCGUAUUUUGAGAAUAAUUGUAUAUUUAAAGUUUUGUUAACAGGAAGAGGUGGUUGUGGAGGACAAGUGCAACAUAAAGAACUCAGGGGAGAAGUGGAUUCUAGAGGA
Prunus avium (sweet cherry) is the source of this 1659-nucleotide messenger RNA. NCBI's taxonomy places the organism in Eukaryota, Viridiplantae, Streptophyta, Magnoliopsida, Rosales, Rosaceae. The record is from RefSeq and is a predicted model, not a curated record.